GAUUUUGGCUUUUAUUGCAAAUAAAAAUUAAAAAAUCUGUUCAUGCCAGAUUUCUUUAUGGGAUUCUGUUAAGAGCAUAGUAUUUUCAUGGGAUUCUGUUAUAUAUCACAAAAUUGUAAUGAGACAUCAUAAUUCAGACAUAUUCAUGCUUUCCCACCAUCACAAUCUGUAAAGGGGCAAAAACCACAACCAGAAAAGAAAAAUCUUACCUUUUCAAUAUUUUUUGACCAAUUCAAGAAUUCCUUCCUUCUCUGUUCAUUUCACACACAUACACACACAUACCUUUUCCAUGAAGGAAAUGUGGUUCAAGAUUCUGUGUUUUCUAGCAGUUGCAACCCUCACUGCUGCUGGAGAGACCUGCCACUCCAAUGACCUGAAAGGGCUAGCAUCUUUUCGGGCAGGGAUUCGGUCGGACCCGUCUGCCCGGAUGCAGAAGUGGACCGGCCGCGGCUGCUGCAGCUGGGAAGGUGUAACGUGCGACAACGAGACCGGAAGGGUGACAGAGCUCAAUCUCCCAGGCCUAUUCACUUCAGAUGAUGUUCCUGUCCAAACCUCAAUGAUUGGCUCUCUCUCUCCUUCAAUAACACUUCUCACAUCUCUUCAAGUCAUUGACCUAUCCGGGCUCAUCGGGUUAAUGGGAGAGAUUCCUCCGAUGAUCGGUUCUCGUCUUCCUGGGCUACGGAAACUCGCCCUUUCGGGCAACAAAUUUGAGGGCCUGUUGCCGGAGAGCAUCGGUGAGCUGUCUGAACUCCAAGAAUUGUACCUGUCUGAAAACAGCCUUACUGGCUCUAUACCUGGAAGCAUAGGAAAUCUCAAAGGGCUGAGAAUAUUGGAUUUGCAGUCGAAUCGAUUUUCGGGUGCUAUACCCGAAUCGAUUACAAACUUGUCGAAUCUAGAACGUCUCGACCUACAGAACAAUUUUCUGACAGGAAGCAUACCUGGUGGCAUUGGUGAUUUGCAGAGUCUGAAAGAGCUUGAUCUGUCGAACAAUUCAUUGUCUGGACGAAUCCCAUCUUCAGUAACUAGGUUGAGGGCCGUCUCGGUUGUCUACCUCGACAACAAUCAGCUUGUCGGGGGGAUUCCACGACUUCUAAGUCCGGACCAGAUGCCUUCCCUAGGUUUCCUCAGACUCAAUGACAAUAACCUGACAGGAAAGAUUCCAUACUCUUUCGGGUUCCUCUCGUCCCUGCAAAGAGUUUCGUUAGCAAACAACGAGCUACGCGGCUCGAUUCCUGCCAGUAUAGGUAACCUAAGAUCUUUGACAGAGCUGUACCUGAGUGGCAACAGGUUAUCAGGGGGUCUACCAAGUUCGAUGAGUCAGCUGGAGAAUCUACUCAUUUUGAGCGUUUCGAACAACUUGAUUGAAGGGCCAUUGCCACAUCAGAUGGAGGCACUCACGAAUCUUCAGACGCUCGACCUCUCAUUCAACGAGCUGAACUUCUCUUACAUCCCCAAGUGGCUCCUGAAGAUGCCUUCUCUGUCUAGGAUUUUCUUGGCCGGGUGCAAUAUCCAAGGUGGAGUAUCGGAGGAUGUUCUGAUCACUCCAAGUCCGCUACAAGAGCUCGACUUGUCAGUGAAUCGUCUCACAGGAAACAUCCCAGAAUGGAUCGGUAAACUAACUGAGCUCUACUCAUUGAACUUAUCACUGAACGGCCUUGAAGAUAAGAUCCCUAGCUCGAUCAUGAACUUAGCGAACCUUGGGGUGCUAGACCUUCAUUCCAACAAGUUGGCAGGUUCUCUAGAAUGGGCUUUUCAGAUACAGAGUAGAUCCACCGGGGGAUCAUUGACGUUUCUUGAUCUUUCAGAUAAUAGAUUCACAGGUGGCAUCGAGCAAAUAGGCACGGGGAUGCAACUCGAUAUACAGUACAUCAAUUUAUCUCACAACUUAAUUAGAGGUAGGUUACCUGAUUCCAUCGGGAGAUUAGAGUCAAUGAAGAGUCUGGAUUUGAGCUACAACAGCCUCGACUCCGAGCUGCCAGCAGCACUGGGAAACGUGAGCUCCAUGGAAAGCCUGAAGCUGCAGAAAAAUCAUUUCACCGGGAAAAUACCAGAUGAGUUUCUCAAGUUCAAGAACCUGAAGAAGUUAGACCUCUCGAGUAAUUCUCUCGAGGGCAGAAUUCCUUACGGGGAGCCUCUGAUCGACUUCCCGAGAGCCUCUUACUCGGGAAACAAAGAUCUGUGUGGCGCACCACUCGAACCCUGUCAGCCUUGAUACCCAAUAUUUCUUUCUUGAACAUUCAGCAUUCUUUUUUUAGCAUCUUAUCAAUUUUGACAACAAAUUUCUGUAAAAAGCGCAAAAAACUGCUGGCUAUCUUAUAGACACAUGUGAUGUAGUUCUUAGUUCAAA
Molecule: messenger RNA, 2347 nt
Organism: Salvia miltiorrhiza (redroot sage)
Lineage: Eukaryota; Viridiplantae; Streptophyta; Magnoliopsida; Lamiales; Lamiaceae
Product: LRR receptor-like serine/threonine-protein kinase FLS2
Exons: 1
Coding region: 290-2212 (640 amino acids)
Molecular function (GO): protein binding
Source: RefSeq, a predicted model, not a curated record